AGCAAAGAGAAGCCUACCCUACUUUGUACAGUGCGUUAAAUUUACAUGCUACCACAAGAUACCGGCCUUCCUACUCAUCCCUCCCACCAUCCAUCUAACCUCUCUACCCUUUUCCCUCUCUUCUAACAACACCACACCACACCCUACACUCACAACCCCCCCUUCCACUUUAUCAAGUUAUUACAACUUCCACCAUCCUGUUACCGAUAUCUGCCCACUUCAGAGCAAGUCUUCUAUCUCCUGCUCCUCCUCUGUUAUUCUUUCGAAUAGUUUUUUCUCUUCACAACAACCACAAUGUCUGAUCUUGACAACUCUACGCCAGAGGGGGCGGCUGUUCAGAUCAUUAACGGAUCUCAUCCCACCAUCCAGAACGCUAAGGCCGACUUUUCAGGUCUUGCCAACUCUACGUCUUCUCAGGACAGUGAUACCACUGAUAGUGAUCAGCCUCUCACUCACUACCACAGCUUCUUCUAUGAUCUUUUCACCUGGAAAUUCCCACGUGCAACCGGAUUCUUCUUUUUCGCUGCGAUUUCUUUAAUUUUCGCCUUCCGUUUCGUCAAUGUUCUUCGCUAUGUUUUCAAGGCUACCUAUAUCCUCUUUUUCCUUGUGACUUUUCUAGAAAUUGCCUCUAAGCCUUUUGGCACGAGAGGAUUUAUUUCAUCAAUCCGGCCAAAACCGUAUUACACUAUUCCGAGGGACUCACUCGACCGGCUAUUCGGGGAGCUUCACGAUCUCUUGAACUUUUUCGCUCUCGAAUUCCAGAGGGUCUUGUUUGCUGAGAAUAUCUUUGCUACCGUGGUGGCAUCCUUCGUUUCGUUCAUCGGAUAUUUCCUUAUAAAGUACAUCCCAUUAUGGGCUCUAUCACUCCUCACAACCAUUACUGCUUUUACUGCCCCCUUGAUCUAUCUCCAGAAUCAGGAGGUUAUUGAUGAACAGAUUCAAUGGGCCAAUGAAUACGCCAAUGCCCAAUUGGCCAACGGUCGCCAGAUAGCUGAGAAGUAUAUCGACGAUGCCAGUGUGCGCGCCCGUGCCACUGCUUCUGAACUUACCCAAAAGGUUCAAGGCUACGCCGGAAAGAAGUCUCCUGCUACGGAAAAAUCGCAGGCAUCUUCACUCCCUGAGAACAACAGCCCCUCCCAUGAAUUUCCUGAUGUGCCCAAGUCUGGUUUUCCAGCAGUCGAUGGCGAGAGUGAUGUUAAGGCUGCCGCUCCUGAGCCUAUAGUUGCCUAAGUUGUUCAGAGACGAAAUCUUCAUUUUUCGAAGAAUUUGGGUGGAUGUCGAGCGUUGGGUAGGGGUCGGGCGACAUUCAAUGAGAAAAACUGACACUGACACUUUAAAAUUCAAUUUCUAAGUGGAUAGUGCGGAGAACAAAAUUCCGGGGGAUAUUGAUGUAGUUUUCUUUCUCGCUUCUUCUACCUUUUUCCUUUACCCUCUUUCAAGUUUUUUUUUUUUUUGUGAAAAUCUCCUGAACGUGAACGCUAUCGGGAAUGGUUGGUUUGAGGGCUAAAAAGGCCCGUCACGUUGUUCUAUUUAUUAAACUGCACCAUUUCUAAGUUACGGUGCUGCUUUGGUGUCAUUUGAUAGGCAACGAUGCGGAGGGUGCACCCGUCUUUUACCUGGGGCUUUUUAUUUCUGCUUUGGUCUAUGGAACGCUGUGCUGGUCGUCGUUGGAGUGCUGUCUGCCUAUUUCCCACUUCGCUGCCUGUUGUCGCUGUUGGCUCUUCCUUCCCUAACUACCUCAAUUGCUUCUUGUAUUGUGGUAGCCUGAUAGUGCAGCUUUGUUAAUGGCACAAUUGCUCAGGUGUUCUUUACAUUUCUCGUAUCAAGUGAUCGCCGUACGGUACUUGUGUCGUACUGGCUGGAUGGUCUUUUUUCUCCC
Messenger RNA from Tuber melanosporum (Perigord truffle), 1879 nucleotides. RefSeq lists its product as uncharacterized. The coding region runs from base 295 to 1230 and encodes 311 amino acids. The transcript is spliced from 6 exons. The record is from RefSeq and is a predicted model, not a curated record. Lineage: Eukaryota; Fungi; Ascomycota; Pezizomycetes; Pezizales; Tuberaceae.